This is a messenger RNA of Ananas comosus (pineapple), 3218 nucleotides long. RefSeq lists its product as uncharacterized. The record is from RefSeq and is a predicted model, not a curated record. The transcript has 11 exons. Lineage: Eukaryota; Viridiplantae; Streptophyta; Magnoliopsida; Poales; Bromeliaceae. Bases 255 to 2804 code for a protein of 849 amino acids.
AAGUUUUUAAGUUGUGACCACUCUCCUCGCCUCCCCUUCCCUCUCCGCCCUGAUCUCCUCUCCUACGCCUCUCCCUCGGCCUCUUCCGAGCUCUCUCACUCGGUUGGGGGCCUCUUGAUCUUCGUCUCCGUCGUCGUCGCCUCCGCGGAGAUCCCACACCAAGAUUACUCCGCAACCAACAAAUCGCCUCGAGUAUCCGCGAUCCGAAUUGAGGAGCUUCAGAGGAUCCGCAGACCAGGAACUUGGUCAUAACAAUGAAUUUUCUAUUACGACCUACCCAGCCUGUAGCUCCUGAAUUACCCAGUUUUCCUGAAGCUGGACUUCCUAAGGACAUUACACGGAGACCAACUACCACAUUGGAGGGCCUUAUUGCUGAAGAUCCACUUCCAGGAACUGCCGCAGGCGAAGAUGGUGAUAACAACGGUGAUGUUGGUGUGGGGACUGUAGGUUCAACUCCGAAAGACCAAUUUCAUGUGGGAAACCACCACACCGAUGUAACAGACGAUGAAGGAUGGAUAACAAUUCCGUACAAGAAACUUCCUGAGAAUUGGAGCACUGUGCCAGAUAUUCUGCAGUUACGGUCUUUGGACCGUUCUUUCAUUUUUCCUGGUGAACAGAUUCAUAUACUUGUAUGUUUAUCAGCAACUAAACAGGAUACAGAAACUAUAACCCCAUUUAGAGUUGCUGCCGUGAUGUCUAGAAAUGGUAAGUCUCAGCAAAACGGAAAGCAGCAAAUGGAAAGCUCACCUAGUAAUCCUAAUUCUAUCAGUGAUGAAGGUGAAGUUAACGGAACAUGUGAAGAAGCUGCUGAUCAUACUAAAGAAAGUAACGGUGAAACGUUGUCUACUGCUGUUGAGAUGCCUCCUAAACAGGAUAUUUCUAUGACCGAGUCUCUUCUUCGAAUGGAAGAUCAUAGACAGCAAACAGAAAAUAUAUUAGAAAGAUUUAAAAAUUCUAAUUUCUUUGUCAGAAUAGCUCAGUCAGAUGAACCACUUUGGUCUAAAAGAAGCCUGGCUGAUCAAUCGCCAUUAAAUCAGGAGAUUGCAGGAGGAAAAUCGCGUUUGAACGAUGGAGGACAUGAAAAGGCUUCAAAGACUGGUCCUUUUAGUGCGGUUGUUGAUAAGGGAUCUUUUGAUGGCAUUAAAUCUGGUGGAGUGGCUAGAGAUACUGUCAGAUGCUACUCUUUGAGCAAUGGUGACAUAGUGGUAAUUUUACGAGUGAAUGUUGGAGUUAGUGAUAUAAAAGAUCCUAUACUUGAGGUCCUACAGUUCGAAAAAUGCAUAGCAAAUGAUUUGGUUUCUGAGAAUCGGAAUGGCAUGCAUGUUCAAAGUAAUGAGGAUCCAUGUCGGGAGCUUCUUAAUUGGUUGCUCCCUUUAGAUCGUACAUUACCUCCCCCUCGCCCACUAUCACCUCCUCUAAGCUCAACCAUAUCUCACAAGCCAUCAUACUCUGCCUCUGGUUCACAAAUCUUUUCCUUCAGUCACUUCAGAAGCUAUUCCAUGCCCUCACUCCCUCAAAGUGUUGUACCACCUCCUUCUACUACUUAUUCUUCCAACUCAAAACCUCCUUUUGAUCUUGAAGACUUUGACCGCUUUUCAUCCGAGAAAUCAACAAAGGGUUCUGAUAUGGAAAAUGAGGGACUUUUGUCGUUUAGAGGCGUGCCGCUGGAGCCUGAACGCUAUUCUGUACACUGUGGAUUGGAAGGGAUAUAUUUGCCAGGCAGGAGGUGGCACAGAAAGGUUGAAAUUAUUCAGCCAUUAGAAAUCCAUUCUUUUGCAGCAGGGUGCACUUCAGAGGAUCUUCUUUGCGUCCAAAUAAAGAAUGUGUCUCCUGCUCAUAUACCAGAUAUUGUAAUAUUUUUUGAUGCAAUUUCUAUUGUAUGUGAGGAUGCAUCAAAAGGACGUGCCCCAGUAACCCUACCAAUUGCCAGUAUUGAGGCUGGAAACUGUCACAGCUUACCUAGCCUUGCACUCAGGAGGGGUGAGGAGCAUUCUUUCAUUCUUAAACCAGCUACUAGGAUGUGUGGAGAGAAUAGGAGUAAUGGCGAGGCAACUCCAACUCAUCCCCUUUCAAAGCUGGGUACAGCUGCAUCAAAUAUGCAUGUGGCAUUAAGGGUUAGCGAACAUAAGAAGGUUUCUCCAGCUGCUGAUCAGUAUGCAGUUCUAGUAUCUUGUCGCUGCAACUAUACAGAGUCAAAACUCUUUUUUAAACAGGCAACAAAUUGGCGGCCCUGUGUUGCCAGAGACCUUAUGAUCUCUGUAUCAUCUGAACCUUACAAACAAACUGUUGGACCAACUGCUAGAGUACCUCAACUGCCUGUUCAGGUGCUUACACUUGAAGCUACAAAUCUAACGGCCGAAGAUCUUACUUUAACUGUUCUUGCUCCAGAAUCAUCUACUUCCUACUCUUCAGUUUUAUCAUUGAAUUCAACUCCAACAAAUCCGGUCAAUUCCUAUGAUGGUCUCAACGAGUACAUGGGAAGAACAGGCGGAGAUAAACGUGCAGCAAGAAUCCAAAGGUUGAGGUCUAUUCCUGCAGAUUCUCGAAAGGAAGUUGAUGGUGGUGAUAAUGAAUCAAGUAAUGCUGAAGGCUGUACGCAUCUAUGGCUGCAAAGUGCAGUACCUCUUGGAUGUGUUCCUGCACGUUCGAGUGCAACUGUCAAGCUUGAGCUACUACCAUUAACUGAUGGGAUCAUAACGCUUGAUACUCUUAAAAUAGCUAUCAAGGAGAAAGGUCUAACAUACAUACCGGAGCACUCAUUGAAGAUCUAUGCAACUUCAGGCAUUUCAACAGGGAUCUUGUAGGGUAAUUGCACCUUGAUCUCCAGCCACGACUACAAGCUCAUAACCGCUAUGGUAUACCGAAAUGUUGUUUGUGAGUUGUUCUUUAUCCUGAGCCCUGGCCUCAUGCCUAUGUGCAUUUCGUUAUUUUACGAUGACAUCUGUUGCCCAUUUGAGGGCUGAUGACAUCUGUUGCCCAUUUGAGGGCUGCUGUGUUGGAGAAUGAGUGCAUUGUUUUUUAGAGUCGAUUGGUAUAUCCAAAUUCAGUUGCAUCUUGUCAAUAGAAAAUGUCCAACAACAAAAACUUUAUCCGAUUUGUCUUCCCCGUCUAGGUGGGAAAGUUGGAGUUAUUUUCUGUUUUGUUGUUCAGCAAAAUGUGUGAAUUUCUCAUUCGGCUGUAUGAUAAUAAAGUAAAGAUUCAUGUCCAUCGCUUAUUAA